AUGGCGUCCGAAGCGGAAACAAUCAAGCUACUGCUAGUGGGUGACGAGAAAUGCGGCAAGACGACGUUUUUAUCGCGGCUGAGCGCAGGCGAGAAUGUGAAUCCGAUACCGCUGCUGCGCGACAUUGACCAACCGUUUAUUUUCAACGCAAAUUUUGCUGAGAGAAGCUACCGUCUGGAAUUCUAUGACACAUCGAGCCCGGAAAAUUGGCGUCUGCUGGACCCCGACAUGGUCGUCAUCUGCUAUGACAUUAGCCAGCGGUUGAGUCUGCUGAGCAUGAAACGUUAUUGGAUUGAUGAAGUGAAGAAGUCGUUUCCUCGAAUCGACGGUCUGCCCAUUGUCGUCCUGGGCUUGAAGCGUGACUUGCGCUCCGAGACGGAUCCAAACGGCAUCAUUUAUCCACAAGAGGCCUAUCAAAUGGCGCAGAGUUUGAGAGCCGAUCGCUAUGUCGAGUGUUCAGCAUUUACAGGCGAGCUCAUCAAACUCGCGUUUGAAGAUAUAUGUUCAACGGCGGUAGAUACCACCAAGGCAGCCGGGGGGCAGAGCGAGGGCGGCUGCGCCAUUCUGUGA
Akanthomyces muscarius is the source of this 570-nucleotide messenger RNA. RefSeq lists its product as uncharacterized. Gene Ontology annotation, biological process: small GTPase-mediated signal transduction. Gene Ontology annotation, molecular function: GTP binding; GTPase activity. NCBI's taxonomy places the organism in Eukaryota, Fungi, Ascomycota, Sordariomycetes, Hypocreales, Cordycipitaceae. The record is from RefSeq and is a predicted model, not a curated record. The transcript has 3 exons. Bases 1 to 570 code for a protein of 189 amino acids.